This is a messenger RNA of Astyanax mexicanus (Mexican tetra), 3558 nucleotides long. RefSeq names its product nuclear factor 7, brain. The coding region runs from base 286 to 1767 and encodes 493 amino acids. The record is from RefSeq and is a predicted model, not a curated record. The transcript is spliced from 6 exons. NCBI's taxonomy places the organism in Eukaryota, Metazoa, Chordata, Actinopteri, Characiformes, Acestrorhamphidae. Gene Ontology annotation, molecular function: protein binding; zinc ion binding.
GGUGCGACUAGCUCAGAAACCCCCCUGGUGUUGUGGACAUUUGCUGCCGGACAGCAGCUGUUGUUGGGACCAGGCAGGUUCUGAAUGCACUGUCGCUGCCAGUGAAUGGCUAGAGUCGCUCGGUGGAGGCAGUGACUUGGGUUUGGGUUUGUUUUAUCCACCGGUGUAUGUGUUUUCUUGGACCUUUAGCAGCAGCUGAGCUACUAGAGAGUAUAUAUAUAUAUAUAUAUAUAUAUAUAUAUAUAUAAUCAUCCUGGGCUUCAGGACUUCACAGUGGCGACCAGCAUGGACUCCCGUCUCUCCAAGCAGAUCCAGUGCUCCGUGUGCCUGGGAGACUUCGUGGACCCGGUCAGUCUGCUGUGUGACCACACGUUCUGCAGACAGUGCAUCAGUAACCACUCCCAGAGCAGCCGCGGCCUCAGGCUGUGUCCAGAAUGCCGCCGACCCUACACCAUGUGGGACCUGCGGUCUAACCGGGUGCUCCGUAACAUGGUGGAUGCCGUCAGGGAGCAUCUCUCGGAGCAGCAGUCCCUCAGAGACAGGGGUGCGUCCGCUGCCGGCACAGACAGGACCACAACCGGGCCGGUGCUGGAGUCAGAGAUGCUGUUGUGUCCUGAACACGACGAAAGACUGAAGCUGUUCUGCGAGACGGAUCAGCAGUUAGUGUGCCUGAUCUGCAGGGACGGCGACAACCACCAAGGCCACAAGUUCAAACCGGUGGACGAAGCAGCAGGACCCAAGAAGGAAAUGCUGAGAGAACCGCUAAGCUUCCUGUCGAAGGAGAACAAAGAGUUGGAGGAGCUGAUAAAGAAACAGACUACAGAGAUCACUAAAACUGAGGAGAAAUCUAAGCAGCUGUCGGCUCAGAUCUCGGCUCAGUUUGAGGAGAUGCACAAGUUCCUCAGGGAAAAGGAGCAGAAGGUGAAGGCGCUGCUGGAGAAGGAGGAGAAAGCCGUGGUGGAGACGAUGCAGAAGAACAAAAUCGAGAUAGAAGAGAAACUAAACAGAGGAAGAGAGGAGGAGGCUGUUCUUCAUUCAGUCCUGGAAACAGAUCGGCCUGAUGGGUUUCUGCAGUGGUGGAUUGAGACUGGGUUGGAUUUAGUUGAAGGAAUGAGAAUGAGGGAAACUGGAUCUGAGACUCUAGAGUUUAAGUCCAGUCUGAAAGGUCUCAGCAUCCUGCCCGACUCGCUGUUCCUCGGCCCCUAUGAAACCCAUCUGCAGUUUUUUGUGUGGAGGGAGAUGCUUGGGUCGAUAAAACCAGUUCCAGAUCGUAACGUCAUAUCAGACUGCCAUGAUCCGUACCUGCGGGUUUCGUCAGAUGGCCGCAGCGUCACCCGCACAGCCAAGAAGGGUCUUUUCUACCGGCAGAGAGAUUACAGACCGCUGGCCCGGACCCACAAGACCUUCCAGUCGGGGCAGCAUUACUGGGAGGUGGACGUGGGGGAGAAGCGGGACUGGAGCGUGGGCGUGGACGAAGGCUGCAUAAGCAACACCAACAAAGACAUCCGGCUGCAGCUGAAGCACAGUCAGGGUUACUGCGUUAAAGAGAACGGCACAGAGAGCGAUAAGGAGCUGAGCGUGAAGCCGCGGCGGAUCGGCCUGUACCUGGACUGUGACCGGCGGCAGGUGUGCUUUUAUAAUGCGGAUGAUAUGACUCUCCUCCAUUCCUCUGUCUAUCCGUCCUCAACUCCGUACUCCCUCAGUCUCUCACCUGGGGUCUACCUGCAGGACAGGAAUGCUGACCCCCUGACCGUCUGCUGGAACUGACAAUCCAUGACUUUUAUACAGGUUCCAGUCUUUCCCACCCUAAUCUCUAUCUGAACACACACACACUGGGCUUUAUUUUAGUGAUCUGUAGGCAAGCCGCCAACUGCGCACCAUGCAGAUUGAUUUAGGGCAUGUUGGUGUGUCUUUGCGAUCGUAACAACAGGAAAAGUAUGCCUUUCACCACUCAAAAAGCACAAAAGUAUGUGUGUAACAUGAAACAAACCAAUCAGCGUGUUACUUGCCAUUCUCUUUAAGAGCCAGGUGUGCUCUGAUUUUGGCAGAUUGCUAUUUUAACAGCGCAGCAACCUGGAUGUGUCCAGGCCAUUUACGGGAAAAGCAGGAAUCUCUAGUUCAUGUAGCCCUGCUGUUAGCUGUCGGUGCCAGAUGAAGCAAAUUUGGACUUACUCCUUCCAGGUGCGUAGAUGAUAGUCUCUCCCCAUCACGCUCAAAGGUGGUACCGGGUGGCACUAGGCAAUGAUGCAUCAGCAGCAGCUCCAAAAAAGUGGUGACUGGCGUGUCAGAGGAGGCGUGUGCUCAUCCGCACCCUCCUAGGGUCGCAGGCGCCACUGGAGAUGGGGACACACAAAGGGGUGGGACAAUUGGAUAGCCAAAUUGGGAUAAAAAAGGGGAAAAAUAAGAAUUAAAAUAAAAACAAACAGGAAUCCACCAAAGAUUCCAAAGUCCCCACCUGUGUUUUCAGUUGUAAAGAUAGCAAUAAAUCAGAAACUGACCUGAACACACCCCAAUUCCAGCCCACCACAGCCUUCAGCAAAGAUAUAUUUACAAGCAUCAUUGCUAUUUAAACAACUAGUGGAAGGCAUGAAAAUAUACCGUAGGCGAGGUGUAAGAUAGCAAUGGGCAUUGUGAUGCGACUUGUGCAGGGUGUAUGAUAGGGCCCACUGACCCUAAACUCAUUUAUAACUUAGAACAGAUCCAGUGUGCAUCAUCCUAAUCUCUUUCUGCUGUAUCUGUGUUAUUAUCCCUUCUAUACCUAUCUUAUAUACAGUACAGACUUCAUAUGUAAGAGUUGGACAGUAUAUUGCGUGUUUACUGUAGUGCUGGUUAUUGCAAUGUUGAUCCUGUGGUUUAUUAAGCCCAAUUGUGAGUUCCUGACCAAUCACAGCUCUAUAUGAGUUCUUGUGGCUCAGCCAUAACAGUAAGCCACACACCUUGGGUUGUGUUCCUUGGGUUUUAUGAUGCUGUUUGAUUAUGAUCAUGUUCUCUAGAAAAGCAGAACAGCCUUCACAAAACAGCUUUUCAGAUUUUCAUUUAUUAUUUUCAUUUCACUUCAUAAUUACUUGCUACUUUGUGUUGGUCUAUCACAUAAAAUCCCAAUAAAAUACAUUUGAAGCUGAUGUGAAGUUUUGGGAUUUGGGGGAUAUAUAUAUUUUCACUCCUUCGUUUCUUUGGUUUUACUAUUUGUGAACAAGCAACUUAGCUACUGAGUACCGAGUACUUCUGAAGUCUCCAUUGCUUCACCAGCAGCCUGCGCUCAGUAAAACUGAGCCGGAUCCUCUUUUAGAGGCUGUACAUGUGACGUACAUACAUAAAGAUGCGUGACGGGGCACAAAAAGCUACCCGACACCCCAGUUUUUAGAAUGAAUAUAUCAGUCUUAGCAGGGAUGGUCGGUUCUGCACCCUGGAACCAUUAAACAAUAUUUUAUCCCUUCUCCACUCUUUCAGUUUAGAGACAAAAUAAUACGUACUGCCACUUUAAGUUCCAGGGGUAUAAAUAUUUUUUCAAGGCACUGUAUAGCAAAAUGAAAAGGACUUUCACAAAUUUGGUCAAAA